AUGAUCCCGCCAGGUGGCAGCGCUUUGCGGGCAGAGAUGCACCGCAACAGCCUUAUCCACCUGAGGGAUCUCCGCGUACCCAUGGGCCACCCCGCCAUCGAGGAAGAUUUAUCAAACCUUGUAAACAAGAUCGGCGAGUCUGGAAGCGAAAAUCAUAUGGAGAGGGCUAGCGGCCGUGGCGUUGCAACAAAGCCGAAAAGACUCAAACGUAAAGCGGUUACGGUCGCCCAGGUGCACGCUCCGAUUGAUGGGCGUGUGAGAGAUCUUGAUUUCAUGCCACAGACAUCAGAACGGAAACGGUCAAGACGUUCGCUCGGAGCAUCAGCUGAGUUGGUUGUGGAUGACCAUGCGGUACCCAAUAUAAACGAUGUUCGGAGCUGGGGUGAUGGACUGAUAGAAUCGUGGGAUGCCUGUGCUUUUUCCCAGGUACCUAAAGAAACACAACGGGGUGAUCAGUCCAACGGACGCGUGGUGUCUGUGGCAGAUUCCGACCCCGAGGCUCUGCCUUCAAAUCAGGAGGUUUACAGACGGGGAUCACAUCCCAUUAUAGACAAUCAACACAUAAGAGGUCUGAUACAGGAAGGUUUCAACACCAUUGAGGGACGUUUUAACACCAUUGAGGAACGUAUUAAUGCCAUUGAGAGCCGUUUAAACAUUGUUAAGGAGCGCUUGGAUGUCUUUGACACUACAGCAACAAGGUAUCUGGAUUAA
Molecule: messenger RNA, 711 nt
Organism: Myxocyprinus asiaticus (Chinese sucker)
Lineage: Eukaryota; Metazoa; Chordata; Actinopteri; Cypriniformes; Catostomidae
Exons: 3
Coding region: 1-711 (236 amino acids)
Source: RefSeq, a predicted model, not a curated record